Molecule: messenger RNA, 1077 nt
Organism: Hordeum vulgare subsp. vulgare (domesticated barley)
Lineage: Eukaryota; Viridiplantae; Streptophyta; Magnoliopsida; Poales; Poaceae
Product: BTB/POZ and MATH domain-containing protein 1-like
Exons: 1
Coding region: 1-1077 (358 amino acids)
Biological process (GO): protein ubiquitination
Molecular function (GO): protein binding
Source: RefSeq, a predicted model, not a curated record
AUGGAGAACGUGACCGCCUCAACGAACCGCUUGUCGUCCGUCACCGGUGUGCACCUGUUCAAGAUCGCCGGGCACUCCCUGAUCAACGGCACCGAUCUAUACAUAAUGUCCAAGACCUUCCGCAUCGGCGGGCAUGACUGGGCCAUCCAAUACUACCCCUACGGCCAGAAGCAGAAGGACGACGGCAAUAAGGAAGCCGAUGGGGAGCAUGCAUCCGUUUUCCUUUACCUGAUGGAUGCCGCCAAGGGCAAUGUUAGAGCGAACUACUGGUUCUCUCUCCAAGACCCUGCCUCGCCGGCCACGGGGGAGAAGAACAAAAGAGGAGGCGGCACGACCGACUUCUCGUCCAAAGUAUCAGCAUGGGGUUAUAGAAAGUUCGUAAGCAAGGCCGAUCUGGCUGCAUCGGGCUGCAUCAAAGAUGACUGCCUAGUGAUCAAGUGCACCAUCGAGGUCAUUACCUCCGAGCACUUCGACGACCACGGAGAAGACGCCGUCGUGGCGGUGCCGCCCUCCGAACUGAUCAACAACGUUGGCGGACUUCUUGAUAACGGCCUCAAAGCGGACAUGACCGUCAAGAUCGGCUUGUUCAAGAGGUUCAAGGUGCACGCUUGCAUCCUCGCAGCGCAGUCGCCAGUAUUCCGCGCGCAGCUAUGUGGCUCCAUGUUGGAGAGUAGGAGAAGCAGCAUCCGCAUCAAAGACGUGGACGCUACAGUUUUCGAGGUCCUGCUGCAUUACAUGUACAAGGACUCCCUGCCGGCAUUCAUGGAGGAGUCCACCGAAGAGGCUACAAACAUGGCGCAGCAUUUGCUUGUCACGGCCGAUCGGUACGCCAUCGAAAGAUUGAAGCUGCUCUGCGCCAACAAGCUGAGCAAGACGCUAGAUGUCAACAACGUGGGUUUCACUCUCGACUUUGCCGAGAGAAACAACUGCCAGCAACUCAAGGAUUGCUGCGUCAAGUACAUGGUACGGGACCGUAAGAGGUUUACAGAAAUCAUGAAGACCAAAGGGUUCAUGCAGUUAACUCAGAACUACGGAAGCCUUGGAUCUGAAAUUAUUGACAAAGCUUUCGCUAAUUGA